AUCCAUCCUUACUACACCCACCACUCUUUCCUGAAGGACCAACAGAUCAUGUCUAACAAACCUAUUUUUGUGGCUACGCACCCGAGAGCGUGCAGCACUGCCUUUGAGCGGGUUUUCAUGACCCGUCGCGACAUCCUAACCUGCGUUCACGAACCCUUCGGAGAUGCCUUCUACUUUGGCCCCGAGAGACUGAGCCCCAGAUACGAAGACGAUGACAAAGCCCGUGAGGAGAGUGGCUUUGAGAGCAGUACCUUUAAGACCAUAUUCGAGAGGAUUGAGCAAGAGGGAAAAGAGGUUCGACUCAGCUCUACUUCCUCUCUUUGCGCGGCCCCUACAUGCCCCGAGCCUUGCCAAAUCCUGCGAAUAUUCCUAAUUCCGUAUGUCCCUGGCUGGAAACUCAUGAUCAAGCAGGGAAAACGCCUUUUUAUCAAGGACAUUACCCACUACUUGGUACCUCCUGAGGGAAAACCAGCUACUAUUGCUCCAUCCCUGGGGGGGAAGACUGUGAAGAAAGGAGUUGGAACAAAUGGCGAGACCGGUUUUCUUAGCAAUGGUGUCACGAAUGGCGUCACGAAUGGACACACCAAUGGGAAUACGAACGGCUAUCACAAGGCUCCAUACCCCUACUCCACGGAAGCCGAGCCAGGCAAUCCAACCGUCGUUCCAGCAGAGAUCCUGAAGCAAUUCCACUUCACAUUUUUGAUCCGACACCCUCGUCACAGCAUCCCAUCGUACUGGCGAUGCACCAUUCCCCCGCUAGACCAAGUCACCGGUUUCUACAAUUUCAUGCCAGCCGAGGCCGGCUACGAUGAACUCCGCCGCGUCUUCGACUUCCUCCGCAAGGAAAACCAAAUUGGUCCCGCUAUUGCCGGACAGCACGGCGAAUUGAAGAACGGUGAAGUCAGCAUCACCGUUGUCGACGCCGAUGACCUUCUCGACGACCCCGAAGCUAUCAUCAAAGCUUACUGCGCGGAAGUUGGAAUCGACUAUACUCCGAAAAUGCUGAUUUGGGACACCGAGGAGGCCCAUCAGCGCGCUAGAGACGCAUUUGAGAAGUGGAAAGGCUUCCACGAGGAUGCGAUCAAUAGUACUUCCCUCAAACCGAGGAGCGCCGCUCAUACAAAGAAAACCAAGACUGUGGAAACCGAAGAUCAAGAGUGGCGUGAGAAGUACGGGGUGGAAGGUGCGAAGAUAAUUAGGGAGACUGUGGAUGCGAAUAUUCCGGACUAUGAAUACUUGAAGUCGUUUGCUAUCAAGAUUUGA
Molecule: messenger RNA, 1263 nt
Organism: Lachnellula hyalina
Lineage: Eukaryota; Fungi; Ascomycota; Leotiomycetes; Helotiales; Lachnaceae
Exons: 4
Source: RefSeq, a predicted model, not a curated record